Molecule: messenger RNA, 1410 nt
Organism: Opisthorchis viverrini
Lineage: Eukaryota; Metazoa; Platyhelminthes; Trematoda; Opisthorchiida; Opisthorchiidae
Exons: 6
Coding region: 1-1155 (384 amino acids)
Molecular function (GO): serine-type endopeptidase inhibitor activity
Source: RefSeq, a predicted model, not a curated record
AUGCAGGCCAAAGAGAUGGAACAAGUUCUUCAUUUCAAAGAAGGCCUCACAGAAUUCGCCGGAGAUAUUUAUGACAAAAUUAUCAAAUUACAAGCCGCAAGUUUAGCGAACUCUCUAUUUUCGCCCAUGAGUGUUUAUUGUGCCUCGUUGUUGAUGAUGGCCGGAGUCGACGGCGAAACACUGCAGGAGAUGCAGCAGGUGCUUCACAUUCCCCCGAAACUCAGAUCGGACGCUGUUCAUCAGUCAUAUGGACCAAUAAUUUCGGAGUAUUUCGAAGCGUCCAGCGACGUGGACUUGAACCUUGCUAAUCGAUUGUACCUUCUAAAAUCGAUCGAUAUUCGGCCGGAAUACAGUGCACUAGUUGCCAAGUGUUACAAGGCCUCAGUUGAGCUGGCGAAACGACGUCACAUUAACGCCUGGGUCGCAAAAAACACGAAGAACAAAAUUGAGGAACUGUUGCCGCCUAGUUUUCUCGACCAGAACUCGAUAUUUCUGCUAAUCAACGCGUUGUAUUUUCGAGGCUCAUGGGAUCACCAGUUUGAUAAGGAAAAAACUCGAGAGAGUGACUUUCAUUGCUUGAACGGGGAAUCAAUGAAAGUGCAAAUGAUGUAUGGGAAAUCGUCAUUCAAUCUGGCUGAUCUCUCAGAACUGGACUGUAUGGCUAUAAAACUUCCUUUUCGACGGAACGAUUCCCACAGUGAAUGGGCGCUAUUGAUUUUGUUGCCACACGAAACAGCUGGUUUGCCGAAACUACUUUCCAGAUUACAAGUACCAGGACAAUUGGCUUCCGCAUUGAGAGGCCCGUUCCACAUGGAAGAAUCCCACUUGUUUCUUCCGAAAUUCAAGCUCGCAGAUCAACCCAUGAUAGAUUUGAAGCCAAUUUUGUAUGAAUGUGGAAUGAAGAAAUUGUUUGAUGAAGGAGACUUGUCCAGGUUGUCCCAAUCGCGCUUGUCGGUGAGCAACGCGUCUCACAAAGCCGUGCUCGAGCUUGAUGAAGAAGGGGUGACAGCAGCUGCCGCAACAAUAUUCACUAUGUAUGGCAGCUGUCGGUUGCCUAGGACAAUUUCUGUUGAUCAUCCGUUCUUCUUUGCCCUCGUGUGUGAUUCCACCAUGCCCGUAUUUGUUGGACACGUUGUCAUCCCGAAGUUCGACUAAUAGCCGUACAGCGCUGUCAUUUCUGGGUUUUUACAAUGAAUCGUUUAAACCUCCAUGUAUAUUUUGUGAGUGGCCGGAAUAAACAGAUGUUUCGUUCGUUCAGAACUAUGUCUAUGGCGGAGCGAACGUAGACAUCUCUCACACACUGCACACACUAUGAAUGAAUAAAAGCUGAUAAAUUCGGCGGAGUCUCUGAACAUUUAGUGCCUCUCACAGGAAGCGAUUUUUCCUAUUCAACGGAAGAGUCAGUGGAAA